Messenger RNA from Hippocampus comes (tiger tail seahorse), 2397 nucleotides. It is a transcript of the gene tmem47, whose product is annotated as transmembrane protein 47. The coding region runs from base 199 to 744 and encodes 181 amino acids. The record is from RefSeq and is a predicted model, not a curated record. Gene Ontology annotation, cellular component: membrane; cell-cell junction. Gene Ontology annotation, biological process: cell-cell adhesion. The transcript is spliced from 3 exons. NCBI's taxonomy places the organism in Eukaryota, Metazoa, Chordata, Actinopteri, Syngnathiformes, Syngnathidae.
UUUUGCUUUCUUCAGUCAAGAGCAGAAGUGGCAAGCGCGUCAUCCGGAGUCGAACUAGACACUGAGCAUCUCCUGAUUCCAACGACCAUAACACGUUGUUUCGACGGCAGAAUACCACGACUUGAACUCGUAUAUGUUUUCCAAGUCAACAUAACGAGCACUCCCAUGCUCUUUUUGAAUGACUAAGACACCUUAGUGAUGUCUUCAUCCGUGAGCGGGACAGAGGAGGUGCACGUGUCGGCGUUGACGCCCCUGAAGUUGGUGGGGCUGCUUUGCGUCUUCCUCGCCCUGUGCCUGGACGUGGGAGCCGUUCUGAGCCCGGCGUGGGUCACGGCGGACGACCAGUACUACCUGUCCCUGUGGGAGUCCUGCUGGAAGCCCGUUAGCUCGGCGGAGUGGUCCUGCAACAGCACGCUGGCUACCGACUGGCAGAUCGCCACGCUGGCCCUGCUGCUGGGAGGGGCCGCGCUAACCCUGCUAUCCGUCCUUGUGGCCCUCGUGUCCCUGUGCUGCAGUUCUAGAAGUCGCUGCUACAAGCCCGUGGCCAUCAUGCUCUUCUCUGCAGUGGUCCUCCAGACAUGCAGCCUCGUCUUGUUCCCCAUCAAGUUCAUUGAGGCAGUCACUCUGAGGGUGUACCACGAGUUCAACUGGGGGUACGGCCUGGGGUGGGGAUCCACCAUCUUCUCCUUUGGAGGGGCCAUCCUCUAUUGCCUCAAUUCCAAGAACUAUGAAGACUACUAUUAGAUCAUGAAAAAGAAGAAGAGGAAGAGGAACAUCACGCCGUCUUGAACUUUCGGUCACACUGCACGAUCACGGGGCAGAAUAACAGCAAAAACAAAUGAUUUCAAAGACAGUCCAGAGCUCCAGAUUGACCCUAAUUGGUGGUGUUUUGCCCCUAAAAUUUAAGACACUGAAACUAAAGUUUUCAUAUACUCGCACAUGUAUGACCAAUAAUUAAAAAAAAAAAUCUUUAAUAUGUUUGUUGCUGGCAAAUUUCUACCCCUCACGUCCACCUAUUUAUCAGUAAACAUGAGUAGAAGUGUGAAUAUUUACUUUGCAAGUCAUUUUGUAAUUCAUGUACGCCACUAAAUUUUCUAUUUACACCCGUAAAACUUCAUAUUCGGGGUCACUCUGCUCCUAGAAAAAAAAAGGAAAUCUGGAGCUCUGCAGAAUUUUAUGACAGACAAUAUGCACGCACACAUCUUUGGGAUGUUGAAUGAACAGGUGGGGGAAAGAAUCCACAAUCUGACAUUUAGAGGCAGAUAGCUUGACUCAGACGUACUAUGUAGACAAAAGUAUUGGGCCAUGUGUUCAGUGCACCGACAGGGAGUGAAAAAGGAAUCAAAUAGGGCGUUAGAAACCAACUUUGCAGGUAUAACGGCUUCUGCUCAUCUGCUCACGUUGAUGUGUGUCCGUUCAUCCAUUUGUGGCUUGAUGUCAGACUUUUGUGGUUUCGGUUUAUCACACCAAUUUGAUCCACUUUUAUCUUUGUGGAGAGGAAAGGUCCUUCCCACAACGCUGCAAGCAAUUGUCAAAAAUGUCUUUUAGAUCAAGAAUUCAGAUUGAAGGAGCUGAGUCCAACUCCUGACUGAUGAAGUGAAUAAUAAGUGCAUGUGUGUGGCUAUUUUUGUCGACAAAGCGUAUGUUUGCUUCCCCUUUAAGUGGAGCUCCAGUAGGUCGUAGAAUUAGGCAGGCAAUCUAGGGAGAACAGAUGGAUCCAUUGACCCCAUGUGAAGAUGAAUGGGGGAACUGAAUCAACCAAUCAGAGCAAGAUGGAAAAUAACAGGAGAAAAUCAACUCCAUUCCUCAAUCAGGGGAUAAAUGGCUCCAGGAAGGAAAAAUGUCCCAUUGAGAUGACAUCCUGAGGAUGUCACAAAUAACGGUAGCCUCAGACAAAAACAUGGAACACCCAAGGAAAUACGGCAUUCCUUUUGGUCUUCUCAUUAACUGCUCAGCAGCAUCGUGUGACGGGGGGUGUAUUUGAACAAUUUAAAAUCUGAACCAGUGGGAAGGAAGUUGGUAGAUGAUCAUGUGUGCGGGAUCUUCCAAUUACGCACGUCCUCAUGUGAUGCCUCCUCGAGUUUGUGCUGUGUUUGUCAAAGAGGAUCACUGUAGUUAGUAGUGUACUGUAUUAGUCUCCUGUGUAUCCCACCUCUGUAUGAGAUGCUUGGAGCAAUGCUCAGUGCAUGAAGAUUUGUGUAUUACAGUAAAUCAGUAAACUGGAAAACUGUACUUUCAAAGGGACACUUUCCACAAGGAUUAAUGAUCACUGAUAUGAAUUAAAAUGAAGUGACAAACAUCAUGAACAUUUUUUGUAACACAACCGGACGUAAAUUGUUGUUACAUGCCAUUUUGUUGGACAGCACAGAUAAAAAAUAAAAAGACAUUAAAAAUGUA